CCCCGCGUGCACGCGCGCUGUUUAGCGACGCUCGUCCUGUCUUCCUGCGUUUAACGCGUUUUGUUGGAAAUGCAGCGUGUGUGAAGCAUGGCGUCGCGUUCUGCAUGCGUCUGGCGUUAAUCAAUAAACAAACAAAUGAACGCGUUUUUGGUUGCGCGAUGAUGGAAAUCUGCCGCGUCGCGUCCGGACUGUGAUGGCGCGUCGCGUCGAACUCGAGAUGUGAUGUCAAGCCUCUGGAUUAAAACAUGAAUAAUGACGUCAGUCAGCAGCGCGUCGCGUCAGUGCGCAACAAAAGACGGUUGUGUGAGUCUUUAUAUGAUUUAUGUAACGCGCGACAUACAUUCACAUGUAAAGAGCGCAUGAAACAAGCAUCUCUCUCUCUCUCUCUCACACACACACACUCUCUCUCUCUCUCUCUCUCUCUCUCUCUCUUCAGACGCUGAUCAUUUAUUCUGCUUAAAGACUUUAAUUAUUCCAUUUAACCGGCUAGUGGUUCAUUCUGAGUUUAUUAAUGUCCAGCAAAUAUAUAAGUGUGUGUGUGUGUGUGUAUAUACAUACACACAUUUGCAUGUUGAGAUUAUGAUUCAAUGUUUUAAAAUAUUACAUUGUGUUGGUAAUCUUACAAAUUACAAGUUACCCUAUUUAAAAUGUAAAACAAAGUGUAACUAUUUCAGUUACUUCAUCAAAGCAAUUUAACUGAAUACAUUUGAUUACUUUCUAAAUUAUAAUUUAAAUCAUUUAAAGAUAAUCGUGUAAAGCAGUAUUCUUUAUCGAAAACUCCUGAAACAUCGGUGUCUCAUAUUUUAGAGCAGUCAAUGCAAUUUAUGAAAGAAAUCAAUUCAAUCUGUGUGUGGGUGUGUGAAGAAUUCAGAUGUGACCCGCUUUGUAAUCAUUAACAUUUUCAUAUGUAACUAUAAUUUAAUUAAAAAUGUUUUUUUUCCAUUAAUUAAAGUAAUUAAAUGAAGUAAUUCCGUUACAUGUAACUAGUUACUCCCCGACACUGUAAAUAUAUAUAUAUAUAUAUAUAUAUAAAGGUUAUACAAGAUCUCCUCCAUGAAUAGCUCACUGGAGCGCUGUGUGUGUUCUGUGUGCAGCUGCAGUGCUUAUAGACUCUGCUGUCCUACUUUCUGCAGUUAUCAGCACCACAGCAUCCUCCAUCAAUCCCAUAAUGCCCCAGUGACAUCAGCGGGCAUCUCUGGCUCUGCUCUCUCUGUGUGUGUGUGUAUGUGUGUGUGUGUGCUCAGUUUCCCAGCAUCACUCAUGCACAGGAAGCACAGAGUCGCUGGUUAAUGGUCAGUGUGUGUGCGGUCAGGGAGUUAAACAGCUGUAAUGAAUGCUGAAUCAAGCACAGCAGGACUGUUUAUGGCUUCUAGUUCACUGAACGUGUGUGUGUGUGUGUGUGUGUGUGCGCAUCAUCGGUCCUACCGGAGUGUGUCUCGGUCCAGUGCGUCUCGGCCCGUUUCUCUGCAGGACACGCGUCACAUGAGCAUCUGUGUCAUACAAGUGUAAUCAAACAUAACAUUCAUUAACAUUUGCGUGACCUGCAUAAACUCAACAGUGUGUGUCAGUAAUAACAGAGAUCUUAAACUGUACUUGAAAUAAAAUAUAUUAUAAUAGAUGAAAUACUUAUUUCAGCUAGCUGCCAAGGCAUUUUCAUUGAAUUUAUUCAUUUUAAUUUAAUUUAAGUAAUAAAUUCAGACAUUAUUAAAUAAAAAUGAGAGCACAUCAUAUUUUAAUACAACUUUAUAUAACAUUCACAGGGGAUCUGUCUCUAGUAGUCUAGAGCUGUAGAGGUCAUCUCUAGGUGCUGAUCCUCCAUCAGAUCUGGAUCCAGGUUCAAGAGAUGGAUCUUUAAUCUACAUUUAAAUUGACAGAUUGUGUCUGCCUCCUGAACAACACACGUUGUUUUAUUAGAUGAUUUAAUAAGUUUAUACAAUUCUUCCUCUCUGUACUGUAGCUGACGGCUGAAUGGUUGCAAUUUUAUCUCUAAUAGUAUCGAUUUUAGAAGUAAAGUAGUUCAUAAAGUCAUUACUGCUGUGAUGUUGGGAAAUGUCAACACUUGUUGAGGCAUUAUUUUUCGUUAAUUUAGCCACUGUAUUGAAUAAAUACCUAGGGUUAUGUUUGUUUUCUUCUAAAAGAGAAGAAAAGUAAUCAGAUCUAGCAGUUUUUAAUGCUUUUCUGUAGGAUAGCUUACUUUCCUUCCAAGCAAUACGAAAUACCUCUAGUUUUGUUUUCCUCCAGCUGCGCUCCAUUUUUCGGGCUGCUCUCUUUAGGGUGCGAGUAUGCUCAUUAUACCAUGGUGUCAAACUGGUUUCCUUUACCUUCCUUAAGCGUAAAGGAGAAACUGUAUUUAAAGUGCUAAAAAGAGAGGCCAUAGUUUCUUGAAAACAUCACAUUUUUCUGAGCUGUUGGAUUUGCUGAGGAAUUGAGAUAUAUCAGAAGGAUUACUUGCAAAGCAGUCUUUUUCGGUAGAAGUGAUGGUUCUACCAUAUUUGUAAAGAUGUGUUCUGAUCCAGAUGGACGGUCGUUCUGCAGUGAUUGUGCUCAUGUUGCUGAGUCAGCGCUCUGGGGUCCUGAUGAUGGACGAGCGUCUGUCCGUCUGAAUGCCUGUCAUUUUCUCUUGUGUUUCUCGCAGGCGUCUCACACAAGCUUUUGGACCAUGAGUGAUGAGUCUCCAUUACAGACGCGCCUCACCACUGACAUGCCACUGGCGUCUGGCUCUCAGGAGAACUACAUCACGCUGCUGGUGUUACUGUGUGUGUUCGCCGGCGGGACGCUGGUCCUCCUGUCCAUCCUACUGGUCUUCUGUCAUCGCUGCUGUCGAGGAGAGCGACGCUACUCCAGAGCCAGUGAUGACCUGGAGAAAACCAACACCACAUACAUAGAGGAGAGUCAGCCGACACAAGAUGUCACUAUCAGACUCGAGAGCGGCGAGUCGCUGUCCUCUUCCAGCUGUCAUGGCGAUACGGACGUGGAUCACUUCCUGUCUGCGUCGGUCACUGGAAGACGAGUCUCUUUCAAUGAGGCCGCAAUCUACGAGCAGAGUGCCAAAGACCAGGAGACAGGUCGAAGGUACACACUGACGGAGGGAGACUUCCAUCACCUGAAGAAAGCUCGUCUGACGCACCUGCACAUGCAGCCGCCAGCGAUGAAGAUCCUCACCAUCCUGGAGUGUGAUUCACCAGAGAACAGCGUGAUGCUCACCGAACAGCCCUCACAACACCCAUCCCUCUCAAUAUUUCAGCCUGUGGAGCGUCCCGUGUCUGAGACUGAAGGAUUGUGGAGCGCUCAAAGCCCCAGCAGUGCUCUGCCUGGAAACACACUGAACACCAGCACUGAACACACGGCCAAACCAGCUCGAUCACACACCAUCGAGGUGAUGAACAGAAGCCUGCUGAUGGACAGAGAUUCCACUUCCUGUGCGGCCAGCGGUGCUGCAGGUCCAGCUCAGGGCACCAUGUUCCACUUCCUGUCUAAGCUCCGACGCCACACCAGCCUGGAGGGAGCGGGUCCAUUCUUCAGUGUCAAGAAAUGGAGACAGGACACCAUCCAGAGAGCAGCGAGUCUCGACAUGAGAGCUUCUCCGCGGAGACGUGCGUUUCAGAGGCAGCGGGCGGCUAGCGAGACUCUGGAUCAGGGAGAAGAAACCUUACACGCUGGAGUCAGCGACUUCUUGUGGCAAAAACCCAUUGCACAGCCACAGAAGGAGCCACCAAGACGCCUCUCGGCCGGUUCUUUGGAUGUCACCGGAGGAGCUCCUCCUGCCCUCAGCAGGUUAGAGGUAGAAGCUGUAAUGGAGCUCAGAGUCAACUCCGAUGCAGUGAAAGACAGGACUCCAACAUUGCCCCCAACCCAUGGACCUCUGGAAGUGGAGGAUGGGGAAGAGGAUGGACAGGAGAUGAUGGCAGAAGCAUCAGGAGGCGGCAGUGAAGAGUUUGGACCAGUGACUCAUCAGGAGAGUCUAGAGCAGCCCAACCUGUACCGCGACAUCUGGAGCCUGAGAGCAUCACUGGAGCAGUAUGCCUCCUCCGACCUGAGCAGCAACGACAGGGACUCCACUCGCAGCGAUGCUGACAGCGUUUGCUCAGCGGGAGCAUCGAGAGCGGGCGUCCCUGGCUAUCAGUCGCAAGACAUCGAUGAUGAUAUAGACGGGGACGGAGAGCUUCCAUAUGAUGACAUGGUCAGGGAAGCUGGGCAGAGGAGAAUUGGACACGACAGCGUAGACUCUGAGAGAGGAAGCGACGGAGAGGCAAACAACCGGAAGCUUCUGCAGAUGGACAGCGGAUACGCCUCAAUCGAGGCUCCUUGCAAGGCUCCGGAGGAAUUCAGAUCGCACGGGAGUAGCUCUGGAAAGACCGCAUCAGAGCGUCGCCGCUUUUUCACCAAUUCUGGACGCAAAGGCACAGUUUGUGAGAGUUUUGAGGCACGGCUGUUCAAGGAGGAGCUGGAAGACGAGGCAUCGGAGAGCAGCGCAAGUUUGGAGGCAGACACUCCCGCUACAGUUCCCCACCAAGAACCCAUAACCAAACCCAGGCCACGCUUCCAACGCAGAGACUACAGCAUCGAUGAGAAGACGGAGGCCCUGUUUAAUGAAUUCCUACGCCAUGAUCCCCAGUUUGACCAACAGGGCUCGCCCUCCUUGCGUCACCGGCACCGCUCCCGAAUCCAUCUCAGGAAGCAGUGGCAGCGCAGCAAACAGUACAGCGACCCCGGUGCCACUCGAUUAUCACCAUCUCUAGAGCGACAGCGCUGCUAUCCACUCCGCCGAGGCGACAGCGCCAACUACCCCUUAGACACACGCUACCACAGCACCUUGCCUCGCAUCGCUAGCGCCGCGGACGAGGAGGUCAGCGAGGGAGCAGCGAGUACAGAAUCACCCGAGCCGGGAAAAUCCGGUCCAGAGCAGGAGGAUGCUGAUCCGCUCUCAGAAACGGGCAAUUCUGGUCCAGACCUGGAGGAAAACGCAAACAACAGCAGCAACAACACAAGCCGACAUCUCUUUUCAUCGCAAACAAAGGACAACAGUGCCAGGCGUUGUGGAAGACCGGAGGACUUGGGAACAAAUGCUCAUCCCACAGAUUCACAUAAACAUUCACAGAUGGACUGUGGUGGACCAAUGGCUACAUUUAGUUCUCAUUUGCAUUCACAUACAAACACACUCAUGCAGGAUCCCACUAAUCCGGAUCAGGAUUCAGACUACAUACGUCAUGCUCUCACUGACAUCAGUCCGUCAGACAAACUGGCGUCCACACUGGACGAUCGGCUCUACUCCGACCUGAGGACUCAAACAGGGAGUCAAGAGUGUGCUGUGACCGUAAGCCGCACCUCACCAGAUCUAGAAGAAUAAAGAGCCGUUCACGCUAAGAACAAUAACUAUAACCAAGAAGUUGUAUCAAUCACUGACUCUAAGAGAACUGCGAAGUCCACACCAUGAUACAGAAGAGCGAUAUAGUUGGAAUCACGCUCUUUUCCCGCUGAUGAGUGAAAAACACAUCAUCAGCCAAUCUGACUUAAACAUUAGCAUUUAAUAUCCUCAAAAGACAAAGAGAACGUUAUUGUCCGUUGGUGUGGACACUAAUAUAGUUAAGUUCUUGUAAGUUUGGAUCGUGUUUGAAAAGGUACAGCACCACCAAUGGGAAAAUCGACUGAUGUCUGAUGUCAAGUCUGUUUUUUGGCUGUCAGUAACUCCUUUUCCAUCGUCAGGGUGCUGGUGCCGGGCAUCUAAUGUCCUCAUCAUGUAAAGAACAAGAACUCGAUCUAGAAACAGUGAUGCUAAUCUAGAUCACGCCCAUUAUGAUUAACGAACACCCCGCUUCCACGAACAUUACAUUGCACUGCAGCACUAGACACUUUCUGUUUGCAAUCCAAAAUGGAGCAUGCAUUAUUAUGAUUUUGAAAGACUUGGCCGUGAUUAUUUGUGGGCAGCUUGUGCUCGUCAGUUCUUUAUAUCCUGAAUCCUGGCACCAGCACCGUUCCUGUGGAAGAAGACCAAACAUCACAUUUAGAGAAAUGACAAUAACUCUACUUCAGUAGAACAUGAAACAGAAUGAAUACAAGCAUGCGGUCUAGUGGACACAUUAGCAAUAAACACACACAAGUAAA
This is a messenger RNA of Carassius gibelio (silver crucian carp), 6102 nucleotides long. RefSeq names its product voltage-dependent calcium channel beta subunit-associated regulatory protein. Gene Ontology annotation, molecular function: transmembrane transporter binding. Lineage: Eukaryota; Metazoa; Chordata; Actinopteri; Cypriniformes; Cyprinidae. The record is from RefSeq and is a predicted model, not a curated record. Bases 2501 to 5347 code for a protein of 948 amino acids. Gene Ontology annotation, cellular component: plasma membrane; secretory granule. The transcript has 9 exons. Gene Ontology annotation, biological process: negative regulation of voltage-gated calcium channel activity; negative regulation of calcium ion-dependent exocytosis.